Messenger RNA from Centruroides sculpturatus (bark scorpion), 2078 nucleotides. RefSeq names its product zinc finger X-linked protein ZXDA-like. Gene Ontology annotation, molecular function: DNA-binding transcription factor activity, RNA polymerase II-specific; RNA polymerase II cis-regulatory region sequence-specific DNA binding. Gene Ontology annotation, biological process: regulation of transcription by RNA polymerase II. Bases 164 to 2005 code for a protein of 613 amino acids. NCBI's taxonomy places the organism in Eukaryota, Metazoa, Arthropoda, Arachnida, Scorpiones, Buthidae. The transcript is spliced from 13 exons. The record is from RefSeq and is a predicted model, not a curated record. Gene Ontology annotation, cellular component: PcG protein complex; nucleus; transcription regulator complex.
AUUGAAUCUUAAAGAAGUAGAAGAGCAGAAAAGUAAUUCCGAAGUCAAAAAUGGAAAUAAUGAUAGUGCCAAAAUUUCUGUUCCUUCAUCUGUUUUACAAUCAAAUUCCACCCCAAACAAUUCUGUUAUUUCUCCUAAACAAAAAAUUAAGAAGAAAAACAAAAUGCCAAGUUCAUUAUCAUGCAAGAAAAAACAACAGAUUAUAAGAGAAGAUAGUUCAAGACCUUUUAAGUGUCCUAUAGAAGGCUGUGAAUGGGCUUUUGGAAAAGAAUAUAGAUUAAAACGUCAUUUAGAAUCACAUGAAGGAAAGAAAAAUUUUAUAUGUGAUCAUGAAGGAUGUAAUAGACAGUUUACAACAAUUUAUAAUCUUAAUGCUCAUAAAAAAUUACAUAAAAGACCUGAUUCUAUUCUGUGUCCUGCAAAAGAUUGUGGACAGUUGUUUCCAACUCGUAGAAAAAUGGAACAGCAUUUAAGUGUACAUAAAGAAGUUCAAGCUCCUUAUAAAUGCCCUUUUCCUCAUUGCGGAAAAGAAUACUAUUCUGCUAAUUCAGUAGCAUCACAUAUUAGAGUACAUAAGUAUAAUGAAGACGAUUUUAAAUGCCCAUAUGAAGGUUGCAGGAAAGUUUUUGAUAAAAUAUGCCGAUUAAAACAACAUGUAAGGUAUCACACUGGAGAAAGACCUUAUGUUUGUGAUUAUGAAGGAUGUGGAUGGACAUUUGUAAAUGCAAGUAAACUUACAAGACAUAUGCAAAAACAUACUGGUGAAAGAAAAUAUGCAUGCUCUGAACCAGGAUGUGGAAAAUCAUUCAUGAGACUUGAACAUUUAAAAGGUCACAUGAUAAUACAUACAGGAGAUAAACCAUUUGUUUGUCCUCAUGAAAACUGUAACGCCAGGUUUGCAGCAAAAUCUAGUUUAUAUGUCCAUAUGAAAAAACAUAGUGGCUCAGUAGAAAAAUUAAUAUAUCCCUGUCCAAUAGCGUCUUGUGAUAAAAAAUACAACUGUAAAGCUAGUCUUAGGCUUCACAUGUUAAAAGUCCAUUCAUCAGUAUUAGAAGGGGGCCAACAGGAUACAGUAACAUUAUUGUCCAGUAAAGAAUUGCAAGAAAUAACAUCAAUGGAUGGUUUAACACAAGAACUUACUAAUACUGUGUCUUUAGUUAAUGCAGUUUCAUUACCAAAUACUUCUGCUACACUUCCUGAAACUACUCUUGUCAGCACAUCAAAUGUUAUACUUUCUGAACCUUUAACUCAAUUACUUGGAGGAUCAAUUACACCUGAUCUUUUAUCUCAACAAUUGGGCAACAAUAUUGCUGCUACACAGUUUAUUAUUCCAGAUUUUGUUGUACCUAAUUCAUCCACUGUUGGAAGCACAAAUGUAUCAACAACACAGACUCUUGGUACCAUUCUAAAUCCAAAUUUAGGAAUAACAGUUUCAUCUAAUGAAUUAGAAUUAUUAGCAUCGUCUCGAAUUCUCCAAGAAAAUAACAGUGGAUCGGCUCGUACCGAUUACUGUAGUAAUCACAUUAUUAGUUCUCGUGCCAAAAAAUGGUGGUUACUGCAGCAGCAAUUGAAAAAUAAUUUGACCAGUACUCCUACUACAUCUACAACAACUGAUAAUCUCUCUUUAUCAGAUGGAAUUAAACAAUCACCAAAUUCCAAUCAAAUUCUGAGAGAUUCUUCGUCAAAUGUUUCUGCCGAUGUGAUGUUGGCUUCCACUCCGUUUACUUAUCGUGAUUCUAUUAGUGGUACACAUUUUAUUCAAACUUACAUACUGCCUGAUGACCCACCACAACCUACAACAAAUAUUUAUCAAGAUGAUCAAAUUCUCACACCCGUCACAACUUCUUCACUCAUAACAGAAUUAUCUGUACCCAUCUCUCUUCUGUCCGAUCCAUCCGUAGGAGACGAAUCUUUAAAUGGUGCUUCCGCGAGCGAUUUUGGAACAACAAGUACAGGUGACACUGAAUUUACAGGAUCCACAAUUAAUUUACAAGAUUUAGAAUGAUAUUGAUGUAGCUUAAUUCUGUACAUAUAUUUUGUAUUAUUUAAAUAAAAUAAAACAACACCUAGACAGUUAA